AUGUAAAUCUCUGAAAAAGGAUUUUAUAGAAUCUUAAAUUCUUAUGAUUAAUAAGAUCCAAGAAAACAUAUAGACUGGACCACAGACUUUACACAUGAACUACCUAUUCGAGGUAUGGAUGACCCAAAACCUAUUACAAUCCCUGAAGCAUUCAAAUAAGAUUGCACUUAAUUCAUUAAUUUACCUGCUCUUUCUGUUAAACGUAAUAAGAUAUGGUAAACAAUGAGUUACGGAGAAUAUUACAGUGCAGUUCUUGAUUUUGCUUCAACAUUAAUUGAAUUAAACAUAACUAAAUUAAGCGCAGUAAAUAUUAUUGGUUUCAAUGCCCCUGAAUGGAAUAUUGCUUUUAUGGGUAGUAUACAUGCUCAUAAUCUUCCUGUUGGAAUCUAUACAACAAAUAAUCCAGAAGCAUGUCUUUAUGUAAGUGAACAUUCUGAAUGUGAAUUACUUGUAGCAGAUACUAGAGAAUAAUUAAAUAAGUAUCUUUCUAUUUGGGAUCGAUUACCUAAAUUGAAAGCUAUUGUACUCUAUAAUGAUAAUGUACAUCAUAUAAAAAAUAUUCCUCCUAAUAGGAAGGUCUAUAAUUGGGAUGAUUUUAUAUAAAUAGGAAAAAAAUCUAAAAAUCUUGAUUUGAUUAACUAAAGAACCAGCUAAUUGUAACCUGGAAAUUGUUGUACUUUAAUUUAUACUUCUGGAACAACAGGUAAUCCUAAAGGAGUCAUGCUUUCUCAUGACAAUUACAUGUUUAUUGUUGCAUAACAUCUUAAAAAAUAUAAAAUUGAUGAUGGAUAUAGAAUAGUAAGUUAUCUACCUUUAAGUCAUGUAGCAGCAUAAUUAGUAGAUUUAAUUGGCAUAUUUAGAUGGGGUGGUCACUUGUUUUUUGCAAAUCCAGAUGCAUUAUAGGGUUCUUUAAUAAAUACUCUAAAAGAAGUAAGACCAACAUUUUUUUUGGGUGUACCAAGAGUUUGGGAGAAAAUCUAUGAAGAGAUGCAAAAAGUAGCUAAAUCAAAUGGAAUAAUUAAGACAAUGAUAGCCAAUUGGGCUAAAUCUUUAGGUAAAAUUGGUACCUUUGCAUAAACUCAUGAUUAAGAUCCUCCUACUUGUUUUGGUUUAGCUGAAAAAAUAGUUUAUCUAUAGGUGAAAAAAGCAUUAGGAUUAGAUAAAGCAGCAUACUUACUUUUUGGUGCAGCUCCCUUAAGUCCUGAAAUAAGAGAAUAUUUCUUAUCAUUAAAUAUGUAAAAUUGAAUGGAUUACUUUAGGUAUCUGAUCAAUGCAUAUGGAAUGAGUGAAUGUGGAGGUGUUUAGACACUAUCUUUACCAGAGAAUUUCUCAUAAUUUGAUAGUUUCUUUAUGAGUAGUGCUGGUUCAGCUAUAGAAGGUACUGAAAUGAAAAUCUUUAAUCCUGAUAAAGAUGGAAAUGGAGAAAUCUGUUAUAAAGGGAGACAUAUAUUUAUGGGUUACUUUAAAGAUGAUGCAUCAACUAGAUAAACAAUAGAUGAAUCUGGAUUUCUCCAUUCAGGAGAUAUUGGAAAAAUAGAUUAGAAAGGAAAUCUAAUUAUUACUGGUAGAAUAAAAGAAUUGAUAAUUACUGCUGGAGGAGAGAAUGUAGCACCUAUACUUAUUGAAAAUGAGAUUAAGAAAAAUCUUGAAUUUGUCUCAAAUUGCAUGGUGAUUGGUGAUAAUCGAAAGUACUUAUCUGUACUACUAACUUUAAAGCAAGAUUUAUCAGGAAAAGGAAAAUUAACAGCAGAAGUUAUCUCUGAAUUUAAUGCUCAAGGUUCUUAGGCUACAACUGUUGAAGAAGCAAAAUUAGAUCCUCUUAUUAAAUAAUAUAUUUAAUCUUUGAUAGAUAAAACAAAUUAAUAAGUGAUUUCUAAAGCAUAAUAAAUUAGAAAGUGGAUAAUUAUUGAAGGAGAUUUUUCAAUUGAGACUGGAGAAUUAACUCCAACACUAAAAUUGAAAAGAAAAAUAGUUGAAAAAAAAUGGUAUGGAGAAAUUGAAAGAAUGUAUCUAGAUCCAAAAUUAUGAA
This is a messenger RNA of Paramecium pentaurelia, 2029 nucleotides long. The record is from the annotation of a GenBank genome assembly. Lineage: Eukaryota; Ciliophora; Oligohymenophorea; Peniculida; Parameciidae.